This is a messenger RNA of Caenorhabditis sp. 36 PRJEB53466, 556 nucleotides long. NCBI's taxonomy places the organism in Eukaryota, Metazoa, Nematoda, Chromadorea, Rhabditida, Rhabditidae. The record is from the annotation of a GenBank genome assembly.
AUGGCACAUUUGGUAAGUUAUAAUCUACUAUCAUCUUUCACCAAUUUUUCAGUUGUCCCCUGACAAAGAUCCAUUCUGGCAUACAUAUUAUGAGGUAAGCUUCAAAUACUCGUCCUUAACUUCAUAAUGCUAAUUUCAGGAACCGGUAGAUGGAGCCAUUAUAGUCGGUCGAGACGCGACGGGAAGAAUGAAUAUUGUGGAUGUAAGAUCAUAGUUACUUUCUCGCUGAAAUGAACGUUUAUUUCAGCCGUACUACGCGGAAUACGUCCGUGCCCGUCAAGAGAAUGAGAACGCUCAACUGCCUCCUUUCAUCAAUCCGUUCGGAUUCGAUACUCAAGAUCAGGUACUUUGUAUGUUAACUGAUGUGAUGGGAUAUUUUCGUUUUCAGGAAGAGGCAACAAGUGCUCCAGCUGCUCAAGCGGAGCAACCAACGGAGAAGCCGACUGCGGAGGAAGCAGCGAAAUCGGAAGCGGAGCCAGAAGCGGAGCCAAACCCGAAGGAGCAGUUCAAAUUCUGGUACGACGAGAACCAAGUGAAGUACAUCGUGCUGGACUAA